AUGUGGCAGGAUGGUUUCCAAAAAGGUGUCAAUAUACCAAAAGAUACCAUCAUACAAGUAUGGAAGUCCAAGAUCCAUGAAAUCGGAACCAUAAUCCGAAAAGGGUACCGUGUAAUUUUCUCCACGUGCUGGUAUUUGGAUCAUGUCCGGGGAUACGUACAUUGGCAAGACUUCUACAACUGUGAACCAAACGAAAUUGAGGCGCAAGAAGGGAUCGAGAUCCUGGGCGGCGAGGCUUGUCUUUGGGGCGAAUACAUUAGUAGCGAGAUGGUGAUGAGUAUGCUAUGGCCCCGAGGCUGUGCUGUGGCAGAGAAACUGUGGAGUAGCAGGAAACCAAGGGUUCUUGUUGAUGUAUCUCGGAGGCUAUCAGAGCAACGUUGUCGUAUGCUGAGACGUGGUCUUGACGUAGGGUUUGCUAAUGGUCCCGAGUAUUGUGUCAGAAGACAAGCGGCUAGAUCUGGCCAGUUGUCAUUACAAAAGGUUCAGCAGACAUUCGGUCAAAACGAAAUCGAAAGCUUCCUUGAGAAAUUAAGAAAAUCUACGAAUGAACCGAAUGUGAUAUACGUUUCUGCUAUUAGAGAUUAUACACCAAUUCAUUUGACCAGUUUAGCCCUUUCUAUGGUUGGAGUCCUUUCUAUCACUUUCAUGAUGCUGUGCAGAAGAAAACGACGCUGACAGGCUAGACGGCCUCAUAUAUACCUUCUAUCGAAAUGUGUUCCUGGAUGUAUGAUGAGUAAUUGUAUACAAAGUAUAUUUGACAAAAAUAUAUAUGGUUUGCAAG
Pecten maximus is the source of this 781-nucleotide messenger RNA. RefSeq names its product beta-hexosaminidase subunit alpha-like. Bases 1 to 675 code for a protein of 224 amino acids. Gene Ontology annotation, molecular function: beta-N-acetylhexosaminidase activity. Gene Ontology annotation, biological process: glycosaminoglycan metabolic process; carbohydrate metabolic process; ganglioside catabolic process. The transcript is spliced from 6 exons. NCBI's taxonomy places the organism in Eukaryota, Metazoa, Mollusca, Bivalvia, Pectinida, Pectinidae. The record is from RefSeq and is a predicted model, not a curated record. Gene Ontology annotation, cellular component: membrane.